Juglans microcarpa x Juglans regia is the source of this 1575-nucleotide messenger RNA. Its product is annotated as protein PHR1-LIKE 2-like. The coding region runs from base 363 to 1301 and encodes 312 amino acids. Lineage: Eukaryota; Viridiplantae; Streptophyta; Magnoliopsida; Fagales; Juglandaceae. The record is from RefSeq and is a predicted model, not a curated record. The transcript is spliced from 6 exons. Gene Ontology annotation, molecular function: DNA binding; DNA-binding transcription factor activity.
AAAAACGGGGAAAAAGAUAAAAAUACAGUGACUCCAUUGUUCCCACGGGUCACAACAUGACAAAACUGAGCGAGCAGAGGAAGAUCGCGUAAAGAGACGAAAUCCAGGAAAGCGUGUCAGUGAUACUGGUACGACGUUCUUCUUUUUGCGCCCUCGGCUCUCGGCGCUUUCUCCUGUUUCCAUUUUCCCCUUUCACAGUCAAAAAGGUCCCGUUGAUCUUUCUAAAUUAUUUACUUUCACCCCCCAGCUGUUUAUGUACUGUGUUGAGUUGUCCUGUGCUGUGCUUUGCUCUUCUUCUUGCUCUUCGUCUUCUUAUCUCAGUGUGAAUUUGGGUUCUUCCAAUAUAAGAGAAGGAUAAGAAAAUGUACCCACGAAUGAUUCAGACCCACCUCGAAGGUGGUUUAGUUGCUCAGGAAGACAUCCCAAUUCAGGGUGGUGGUGGUCGGGGAGACCCAUGUCUUGUCUUGACUUCCGAUCCCAAACCUCGCCUCCGUUGGACUGCUGACCUUCACGAACGUUUCGUUGACGCCGUCACUCAGCUUGGUGGUGCCUCCAAAGCUACUCCAAAGGCCAUCAUGCGGACAAUGAAUGUGAAGGGAUUGACUCUGUUCCAUUUAAAGAGUCAUCUCCAGAAAUAUAGGCUGGGUAAGCAAUCAGGGAAGGAUAUGUGUGAGGCAUCCAUAGAUGGGAUGUCAGCUUCAUGCCUUUUAGAAAGCCCUAGUACUGGUAAAUCAUCUCCGAACUUGCCAACUUCUGAUCAUGAUGGUUAUGAAGUCAACGAGGCAUUGAGAGCACACAUGGAAGUGCAAAGUAAAUUACAUCUCCAGGUCGAGGCUGAGAAGCACUUGCAGAUCCGACAGGAUGCAGAACGUAGAUAUAUGGCCAUGCUUGAAACAGCUUGUAAAAUGCUUGCUGAUCAAUUUAUUGGUGGUGCAGUUAUCAACACAGAAGGCCAGAAAUGUCAGGGAUUUGUGAAUAAGACACCAAGAAAUUCUUCUCUUGACCAUCUUGGCUUCUACUCGUUACAGUCCCCUCGCGUGGCCGGAGUGCAUGGCUCGGAAGAAGAAGUUCCGCCUAGCCUGCAUCCCCAAAGGGCUGACUGUUCCACUGAAAGCUGCCUAACAUCACAUGAGAGUCCAGGAGGAUUGACUCUGGAAGGAUCUCCAGGUGGAGGGCAGAAAAGGAUGCUAGGCUUGGACUCAACUACUGCAUCUUUGAUUUGGGGUGAAGGCAAGAUGAAAUCCCAAGACAUCAAUGUGGCGCAAGUUAACCCUCGUUCAAUCACUGGAUAUGGGAUUUAGCGAAGAAGAUUCUGUUCAAUUGUUCAUCUUGUUAUGGAGUGAUUUUCUUCUUCUCACUCCUGGCCCUACAAUAAUCAUUAGUGGAAUACAGUUGUAAAGUUCCAUCUGUUCCUGUCCAUAACGUUGGCAGCUACACUGGUAAAAACAGCCAGCCUAAACUGUAAAUUCAGAACACCAGGGCCUUUGAUAUUUGGAGACUAUUUGUAUUUACAUCUGAUUAUGUGUAACUUCCGAAUUAUUAUUAUAUGCAGACAAAUCGUUAUGGUGCUCCUAA